This is a messenger RNA of Periconia digitata, 1233 nucleotides long. Lineage: Eukaryota; Fungi; Ascomycota; Dothideomycetes; Pleosporales; Periconiaceae. The record is from the annotation of a GenBank genome assembly.
AUGAUAGUCUCUUCCCUCCCUCCGCCCAGGAUGCAGAACGUACUUAACUCCUUUUCACAGGCCGCAUACAUCUGGAACGGCUUCUUUGCUGCCAACUCCUCCGAUACAAUGGCCUCUCUAGCUGAUAUCUCUUCGUUUGCCGGUCACAAAGCAGUCUGCGUCACUGGCCUGGUAGACGUUCCCGUCGUUGCAAACACUACCAUCGUCAAUUAUCCAGGGCCUGCCAACAACUAUGAAUUUACCGAGUUCAUAACAAACUACGCGCGCAGCCAAAGUACUUUCCCUGCGUACAUUGGCGACACUCGCCAGGUUUCGGACACCUUCUCCAUCUUCUCAAAACUCUGCGUGCCUAACGAUGCUGUCCAAGCAAGCAAGCUUUCCAGCUUACAAUUCCUCACGCAUGGCGGCACGACUGAUUACAACUACUGGGAUUUCGCUGCCGGUUACAGCUAUGUGGACGCUGCAGCCGAGCAAGGCUACGCCACAUUCUCGUACGAUCGUCUGGGUAUAGGCAAGUCAAGUCAUCCAGACCCCAAACAAAUCGUACAGGGCCCUCUUCAAGUUGACCUUGCCCACGUUCUCAUUCAGAAGAUGAAGGCGGGUAGUAUUGGUGGCAUUCGCUUCAAUAGCGUGGUCGGAGUCGGUCAUUCACUGGGCUCAGUUCUCACCCAGGGCAUCGCAUCCAAAUACCCUGAAGAUUUCAGCGCCCUCGCUCUGACGGGUCAUUCUCAAGGCUCGGCGGGAGGAACGAUCGGCUUCGCAGCAGCAGCUCAACAGAUUGCAAACACCCUCCCAGAUCGUCCCGAGCUGAAGGGUCUUCCGAAUGGGUACUUCUCCUUGGGCCCGAUUCCUCAAACCUUGCAGUUCGCUUUCUUCUAUUAUCUUUUCUUCAACAUUACCCUUUUCUAUCAGGAAUUCAACACGCGGCAGACCAAUGCAAUCGGAGAAACACUGACAGCUGGAAGCCUUUAUGUGCCUGCGCCAGCUUACACCCGGCCUGUGCAGAUCCUCAAUGGAGUACAAGACUACUUCUACUGCCAAGGCAAUUGUCUUGCUGGGGGAAAUGACGCUACUUUAGCUGCCUUGGAAGGCUUCUUCCCUAACAGAGAUCAAACUAAGUCUGAAGCCGUCAUUAUCGACGACCUUGGUCACAACAUUAAUUUACAUUUCAAGCGAACAGAAGCGUUUGAAAAAACUUUAGCUUUCAUAUCUAAUGUGGGCAUUAAACCGUAG